Messenger RNA from Danio aesculapii, 3051 nucleotides. RefSeq lists its product as uncharacterized. Gene Ontology annotation, molecular function: microtubule binding. Gene Ontology annotation, cellular component: nucleus; cytoplasm. The record is from RefSeq and is a predicted model, not a curated record. Bases 945 to 2699 code for a protein of 584 amino acids. Lineage: Eukaryota; Metazoa; Chordata; Actinopteri; Cypriniformes; Danionidae. The transcript has 3 exons.
UUAGCUUGUAAUAUUUUACAGUAAUGUAAUGUUUUCUACUGAUUUCUCAGAUUCUCCAGGACUUUACACUCCUGUUCGGGUCAGACACGGCUUCCAGACUGUUGGAAAGGUGGCCAACAGUUUUCAUGUCAAAGGUUAUCAAGCUAGCAGGAACCUUGACAUCUACUCCACUGCUGAAAAGAUUGCUGUCCUCUGCCAAACAGAACAAAGAAAGCAGCGAGGCUGAGGAUUCCCCAGAGUGGGACAGUGACAUAUCAUCCUUUCUUCUGCUUCUGCAUUUUUUGUCGCCCCAAGUUUCUGGAAGAAAGAAAACCCAGAAGAUGAGCAUCUCACAGGCAGUUGACCAUCUGGUGGUUUUUCAAAAGGCAUGCCGGAGUAUUCAGGAACACCUCGAGACAGAAGACAAUCGUCAACCUUACAUUCUUGCCAUAGGCAGCAGCAAGGAAGCCAUCAGUCAGUUCUUCAUUGUGCUUGACAAAAAGCUCAUCCCGUGUCAAGAAUCCUCUUCACUAGCGGCAAUCGAUGAACUGUUCAAGGUCCAUUUUGUGUUCAGUAUCAGUUAUGAUCCUCCACUUAAAGGUUUGUUUACAUUUCUCCAGACCACAGUGUACAGAAUUGACAUUGGCAGCACAAGUGAAAGCCCAAGGGUGAAGGAGCUCAGAGCUAAGUUACUGAAUGAUGUUUAAAUGCUACAUCUGUAAAGCACUGUUUGUUACAACUGUAAAAUUAAUUCGGCACCUUAAACUUGUACAUAAUUUGUAUCCUGGCAAGAGCUGGUUUGUGCACAGGAUGGUUGCUCUCUACAAUUUAAAAGUUAUGCAGGGUUUAAAAAACAUUUAACCAGAUUUCAUUUUAGGGGUGUAGCAUCAAGCAGUGAUAACAUAUCUAUUCAAAAUAAGCAUGCUCCAAAUCCUGACGAAGCACUUGUGUCUGACACAGAGCAAAUGACAGAUAAUGAUGCUCAAGUGGUUGAAUGUUCUUCUCUUUCAAAGGAUAGUUCAAGGGAAAUGUGCGCAUCCGUAAUUGCCAAACUGCAGGCUAAUGGUGUUGCAAACAAUUUAAUUUUGUCUGUUAUUGAAAGCAUGAAGGAUUUUGUUGAUGAUUUCCAUACUAACUUAAGGGAGAACGUUUUACAUGUUGUACCUGUUGACAGCACAACUAGAAGUUCAGUUGAAGAGGUUUUUAAUUAUUUUCAUAAUCCAUUCUCUGAUUUUAAUCCAGACACAAAAUGGAGAAAAUAUUUCAGCAAGAAAUGGGGAGUUGCUGAACCCACUGAAAUUCACUUGGGUGUCAGAUACGAUUCAAGAAGAAAUACGAUCUCUGGAAUGUAUGAACAAACAACAGUUAAUGAAACCUUUAUUUACAUCCCUCUGCUCAAAACUCUAGAGUUCAUUUUUAGAAAUGAGGAAGUGUGUAAGCUGAUUCAAGAAGAAAGGCAAAGUGACAUGUAUAGAAAAUUUUGUGAUGGGCAGUAUUACAAAAGGCAUCCAUUGUACUCCAUCCGUAAUAAUGCACUGGAGAUUCAAAUUUACUAUGAUGAUUUUGAAACAGCUAAUCCAUUAGGAUUUAAACAAGGAAUCCAUAAACUUGGCUGUAUAUAUUUUGUGCUUCGUAACCUGCCAUCACAUGUAAUUUCAUCCUUGAUGAACAUACAUCUAAUUUCUUUAUUUCAUUCUGAAGAUGGAAAAAAGUAUGGCAUGGACAAAAUACUUGGCCCAUUGAUUGAUAAUGGUAAAGUUCUUGAGCAGAAGGGAAUGAAGGUGUCUUUUUCUGAGGAGCCCAUUUUUGGUACAAUUGCUCAAAUUACUGGCGAUAACCUGGGUCUAAACAGCAUUCUUGGUUAUGUUGAAUCUUUUUCUGCAAAACAUUACUGCAGAUUGUGCCUUACUGACAAGGUGUUAGCACAGGAAGUAUUUAGUGAGGAUGAUCCAAGGAUGAUUUUGCGUAACCGAAACCAAAAUGAGAAGCAUUACAAGUAUCUUGCUGACAACCCCAACGAAAACUCCUGUUAUGGUAUUAAAAGAAAUUCUAUACUCAACACCUUGACUUACUUUAAUGUAUCUGAGAACUUUAUGCUGGACAUUAUGCAUGAUAUUCUGGAGGGAGUGGCACAAUAUGAAGUAAAACUGCUUUUUGAAUAUAUGAGUUGUAAUCUUAUACCGGGUGAUUCCAUUCCUCAAAGACUGUAUGCCUUCAGCUAUGGUUUUUUGGACCAAAAUAACCGCCCAACCAAGGUCAACCUUCAGCACCCAGGAAACAGCAUUGGACUUAAUGCAAGUCAGACAUUGUGUCUCAUCAGGAACAUCCCUCUUAUAUUUGGAGAUGUAGUUCCAGAGGGAGAUAAACACUGGCAUUUGAUGUUGCUGCUCUUGCAAAUUGUUAACAUUGUGUUUUCUUAUUGCAUUUCUGAAGGAAUGAUUAUAUUGUUGAAGCAUCUGAUAGCAGAGCAUCAUCGAUUGUUUAAAGACUUGUAUCCUUCUAGAAAUCUGAUUCCGAAGCAUCACCUUAUGAUUAACUACCCUCCAUGCAUCGGGCAAAAUGGCCCAUUAAUUCAUGUGUGGACGAUGAGGUACGAAGCAAAACACAGGUUUUUUUUUUUAAAAUUUAAAAAACUUCAAAAACCUCACCAAAUCGCUUGCAAAAAAACACCAGCUGGCAAUAGCCUAUCACUGGGAAUCCUGUACAUCAAGGGGUAUUGAUUCUGGUCCUGUUUCAAAUGAGUUGUUGUCUGACCUUGAAAAGUGUGAUUUUAUUCAGAGCAACUCAACAUUGAUCUCUCUAGUGAAGUAUCACUCCUUGGGUGAAGUGUCAUGGUACGGAGUGUAGAAAAAAAUCUUGUUGUUUGCUUAGAUUUGGUUGAGGAUGUACUAGUCUUUGGAAAGAUUGUUCAAAUUUUGAUCAAGGAUGGAGUUUAUUUUUUGGUCUCUUGUAUGGAAUCAGAGUUUGUUGAACAUCUCCAUGCUUUCAGGGUUUUUGUACAAGAGCACAGCUUUGUUCUAAAAAAAACAGAACAAUUAUUUUACUACAAGCCAUUUGAUUUGCAUAUGGCAA